Colletotrichum orchidophilum is the source of this 204-nucleotide messenger RNA. RefSeq lists its product as uncharacterized. The transcript has a single exon. Lineage: Eukaryota; Fungi; Ascomycota; Sordariomycetes; Glomerellales; Glomerellaceae. Bases 1 to 204 code for a protein of 67 amino acids. The record is from RefSeq and is a predicted model, not a curated record.
AUGUCGCAGUGCACCGUCCUAGGGUUCUCGUCUUUGCCGAAGCUGAAGAACUAUUCCGCGGGCGCGCGCAUCCCGCUCAGCAAGGACCCGAUAGACGACAAGCCAAGUCCGAAAGGGAGGGCAGCUGUCACCAUGCACCGCACCGCAACCCCCAUCAUGCCAUGCUGCCGGGUCUUACGGCUGGCCAAGGGCGAUGAUACCUAG